CCAAACAAUGAAUUCCAACAUGGUGGAAAUGUGCUACACUGUUUGAAAAUGCAGGCCGUGUCAUGCCUUGAAAAAAAUCAUUUUAUGCUAGAAUUUGGUAAAAAAUGUCGGACCCUAAACGUGCUACUCUUAUAACAGUGGGUGCUUCAAAAAGUGGAAAGAAUAGUGUGUGUAAAACAGUGAGAUUAACUAUAAAUCUGGAUGAAAGCAACGAAAGUAAAUAUCCAGAGUUGAAUUACAAGGAACUAGUCAUAGCAGAAGACAGAAAAAAGAGAGUAGAAAAUGGGAAGACGACCAAGCUGGAUCCAUUCUCCGACAAUGAUGAGGAGCUAGAACGGGUUGCCAAGAAAUUUGAGCAAAAAUAUGGUGGCAAGAGCACAUAUGGCAGAAAGGGGCGUUCCAAGCAUGAUGACUUCGCAGACAUCGGCAUGGGUUACGAUGAGAACGACCCUUUCAUCGACAACACAGACAAUUACGAUGAGAUGAUGCCACCAGAGACGGACACGUUCUACGGCGGUUUCUACAUCAACAGCGGGUCGCUAGAGUUCAAGAGUGUGCCGGAGAACCGGAUCUCGGAUGUGGAGAAUGGGAGGAGGAAUAAGAGGAGGAUUUCGUCAAGCAGCAGCGAAGAGGACUCUUCGGAGAGCUCAUCGGAGUCUGAAAGUGCUGAUGAAAAGGAAACUAAGACGAUACCCAACGGAGCGGUGCAUAAUGAACAUAGGAAAAAGAAAAACAAAGAUAUUGAUAAGAAGAAGAAAGCGAAUAAAAUCAGAAGGACAGAUUCAUCGGCCGCUACAUCUGGAAAACAAACUUCAGACGAUAACGGUCACGGCGAUGCCGAGAGCGCGGACUCUCGCACGUCUCAAUCCGAUUCGCUGACUUCCAAACCCGCACCCAGCUCCGAGAACGCCGUCACUUCCGACAGCUCCAGGGAUGUAGAAGCGAAGUCUGAAGUGAAGCUGCCUCAACCAGUGAUUCAAGUUUUAGAACAGUUAGAAGCAGCGGUCAGCAAGCAUCAGACAGAACAUCCGGACACCCCCGUAGCUCAACUUACUACUUAUAAUGAGAAGCAUCUGUUGAGUUUGGACGCCGCGCUUGCGAGCAGUUCAGCCACAGCUCGAGCGAGACGCGCGGCGUGGGGUCGUGCUGCCGUCUGUCUGCGGUCAUCGCGGGCUAAACUAAUACACCGCGUGCAAGCACGGCUUAAAGCACAGAUUCCUGCCUUACCAAUUGCUCAACCAACAACAACUGCCACUGCCACAACAACUGCCACAGCUAACAACAAGCGGAAAUACUCUGAAGAAACGGACGAACAUAUUACCAAGCUCACUGCCGAGGAACGGGAAGCGAAGAUUGUUGAUACACUACAAAGACUAAAAGCCUUGAUAGAUGACCGCACACCCGCCAUGAUGGCCAGUUAUCAGGCCGAAUGUGACAGGGUAAUGGAAGAAAGAAAGAAACUCCAAAUAGCGUCCGACGGCAGACCGAUCGAGAAGAGACUCCCCAAGCGUCGCUUCCCAUGGUGUCCGCGCAGUCGCUCCCUACUAGCACGCCUCAAGCGGCUCGCGGGAGACCAGGACGCAGCGGCUAACUUGCUGGUGCGACGAGCCCUGCCUCUGUUCCCUAGUGGCUUCGUCAGGAUGCCUACACUGUUGAGACAGGCCGAUCUCAGCAAAGAGCUCAAAGUGUCCGACGUGAAGCGACACCGCUCCUCUUCAGUAUCCGCACCAGCACCACCGCCACACCCCGCCACACUAGCGGCACACAUGCCCGAGUCCAUACAGUUCCCGAGCUCCCUAACCGUCACCACCAGCGUCAAACCAAUAGAAAAGACUGAGGAAGACAAAAAGACCACAUCCCUCUUCGGAAACAUAAUAAACUCCUUCUCCCUGAGCAAAGACUUGAUAGUCGAGCCGGAGAAAAAAGACCCCGAACCCAAAAAGGAGGUUGUCCCAAACAACAUAGGCAGCAUUACCAUCACCCCGGUAGUCCAAAAAGAGAAGAAACCUCCCAACCCGCCCACCAAGGAGCCGCUCCUGCGUGUAAAAUCGCCUGCGGUCCUCAACGAAAUGGCUAAGAAGGACAAACAUAAAUUGAAAGACAAACCUCCGGUCAAAGACAAGCGGGUCGACUCCCCGCUACACGUAGACACUAGCUUCCCGAACAAAAAAGAAACGCCUAGUCCGACGUUAAUUAAAGAGGAGCUUACUAAAAAACAGAUAGAAAGUAUGAGAAUAUCGGAGAACAACAUCCCCCGACCGGCUCUAGUGCCCGUUCACCAUUCCCCGACCUUCGCUAAACCUGACAAGAGACCUCCGGAAGUCAAGAAGAAAAAGGAAAUAGUGAUUAUAUCAGAUUUAGAUCCGUUAGGUGACGUUCAGCACGAAGCGGUGGUGGCCGUGGACGAUAGUAGCAGUGACGUUGAAGUGGUUGAAGAUAAUAAAAGUGAACCUAGUAAGUGUGAAGUGCCUUCGAAAGACAAAGUGAGUGAUAAGGUGACCAAGAAAGAUAACCAUCGGAAGGAGGAAGCUCUCGAGGAUGAUAUUCACACGGUUAUGAGGAAUUUGAGAGAAAUGGAGCAUUCACAAGAAACCCCAAAGUUCAAUAGUUCUUUCGGAGGAGUUAUAACCAGUGCCAAGCGCGAGAAGUCUUCCAAAACCUACAGCCCGCGGAAUGUAUUCGGGGACCGUAGUGACAAAGACAAGCUAACCAACUUCUUUGAACAAAAUGGAUGGAUGUAGUGCCGUCACAGGUUGAUGCAGUACUACCGGAACCUCAAAUGAAGACAUAACGCAGGCGGUACUAAUAUAUACACUGUAAACUAUUUAUUCCAAGCAAGGUAGGCCCGGACAUUUUGAAAUUUACGUUUAGUUACUGGGUUAAUAU
Cydia amplana is the source of this 2886-nucleotide messenger RNA. It is a transcript of the gene yem, whose product is annotated as ubinuclein-1. The coding region runs from base 105 to 2741 and encodes 878 amino acids. The record is from RefSeq and is a predicted model, not a curated record. Gene Ontology annotation, biological process: chromatin organization. Lineage: Eukaryota; Metazoa; Arthropoda; Insecta; Lepidoptera; Tortricidae. The transcript is spliced from 17 exons. Gene Ontology annotation, cellular component: nucleus.